Messenger RNA from Pieris rapae (cabbage white), 1292 nucleotides. RefSeq names its product calbindin-32 (gene Cbp53E). Gene Ontology annotation, biological process: regulation of long-term synaptic potentiation; regulation of presynaptic cytosolic calcium ion concentration. The record is from RefSeq and is a predicted model, not a curated record. The transcript is spliced from 13 exons. The coding region runs from base 280 to 1227 and encodes 315 amino acids. Gene Ontology annotation, cellular component: synapse; nucleus; terminal bouton. Gene Ontology annotation, molecular function: calcium ion binding. NCBI's taxonomy places the organism in Eukaryota, Metazoa, Arthropoda, Insecta, Lepidoptera, Pieridae.
CCCGCGAGCUAGCUACACGGCUUUUCCGAUAGUGUAGCUGUCGUGUUAAAUAUAAACAUUACUAUUACUUAACAAAACACUCGAAGCUUGGGAUCUAAGGAUGUAAACGAGCCAGACAUAACGAACGGAAUCAUUGACAUUGAUGUAAUUUAAACACAUAACUAAUUUAAACACGCACAGACAAUAAACGAAGCCAAAUUAUUAAGAAUUAAUCUGAACUCGUUAUAUUUGAGUGAAAUUUGAUUGCUAAACAUUUUGAAAUUUAUUAUAAACAUAAAAAUGAGUUUUGAUUCGACCUCAUCUAAAAAGUUUAACUUGGAGAAGGCAACGAAUUUUAUGCGUCAGUUUCGGGAUCCUGACUCCAGGGAAUUAAAGAAAUUGUCUGCCAACCAGUUCAUGGAGAUCUGGAGUCAUUAUGACAAAGACGGCAACGGCUACAUCGAAGGGACGGAACUGGACGGGUUCUUGAGAGAGUUCGUCUCUAGCGCUAAUUUUACUGACAUCAAUCCUGAGGCGGUUUCUGAUUCGAUGCUGGUUGAACUUAAAGCCUGUUUUAUGGAAGCCUACGACGAUAACCAAGAUGGCAAAAUCGAUAUUCGGGAGUUGGCCCAACUUCUUCCAAUGGAGGAAAACUUUCUUCUUCUGUUUAGGUUCGACAACCCUCUCGAAUCGAGCGUCGAGUUUAUGAAGAUUUGGCGAGAAUACGACACUGAUGGAAGUGGAUACAUUGAAGCCGACGAGCUGAAGAAUUUCUUACGGGAUCUCUUGAAAGAAGCGAAAAAAAUAAACGACGUAUCUGAAGAUAAAUUAAUCGAGUACACUGAUACAAUGCUCCAAGUUUUUGACUCUAACAAAGACGGUAGACUACAGCUUUCCGAAAUGGCGAAGCUUCUACCAGUGAAAGAAAAUUUUCUCUGCAGACAAGUGUUCAAGGAAGGCAUCGAGGGUGCCACUAAGCUUACUAAGGACGACAUCGAAAGAGUGUUUUCACUUUAUGACAGAGACAAUAACGGAUCUAUAGAAAAUGAAGAGUUAAAAGGAUUUCUCAAAGACCUCUUAGAAUUAGUAAAAAAGGACUACGACGCCCAAGACCUGCUAGAAUUCGAAGAGACCAUUCUCCAAGGACUGGAAUACAGCAGUGAAGGGAAAAUAAGUAGAAAACAAUUAACAAUGAUACUUUUGGCUCUGGCGAAGCAUAAUCAAGAAGAAGAGCCGGCUACUCCAUAAUUGAAUACUAAUAUCGUUGCCAGUCCGUCCCACAGUCAAUUCACUUGGCCUUUUCAUAGCCUAGA